This is a messenger RNA of Vanessa atalanta (red admiral), 636 nucleotides long. It is a transcript of the gene galla-2, whose product is annotated as MIP18 family protein galla-2. The record is from RefSeq and is a predicted model, not a curated record. Gene Ontology annotation, biological process: iron-sulfur cluster assembly. Gene Ontology annotation, cellular component: cytosolic [4Fe-4S] assembly targeting complex. The transcript is spliced from 2 exons. Bases 90 to 557 code for a protein of 155 amino acids. Lineage: Eukaryota; Metazoa; Arthropoda; Insecta; Lepidoptera; Nymphalidae.
CAUAUGAUCUCGUUUUCCGUCAUUAUAUUUUUAUAAACAUCGCAUUGGCUGUUAAUAUUUCUACAUAACCUUGUUUUGAUAAAAUAAAAAUGACAAAAACCGCCGAUAACGUGAACCCUAACGUAUACGAGAAGGGUUCAGAAAGGGAAAUCACGUCAACGGAACUUGAUGAAGACGUCUUGGAUGAUAUUGAUGAGCGUGAAAUUUUCGACCUUAUACGUAAUAUCAACGAUCCCGAACACCCACUGACUCUUGAAGAACUACGUGUGGUGGAACAACAGAAUGUAUUUAUAGAUAAUAAACAAAAUUUAGUUCGAGUUUACUUUACACCAACGAUACCACAUUGUAGCAUGGCUACUCUUAUUGGUCUGUCAAUCCGAGUGCAGUUAUUACGAGCCCUGCCAAGCCGAUUCAAAGUGACAGUGGAAAUUUCUGAAGGUACUCAUAUGUCGGAGCACGCUGUGAACAAGCAGUUAGCAGACAAGGAGAGGAUUGCCGCUGCUCUGGAGAAUAGUAACUUAGUCCAGAUUAUAAACCAAUGUAUUGCUAGUUCUUGAUGAUAUUCUGUAAUUAAUAUAAGAAGUUGAUACCGUUUGUAUCACAGAUAUAUAAGUAAAGUAUAUAAAUAAAAAUAAA